Messenger RNA from Vigna angularis (adzuki bean), 1437 nucleotides. RefSeq names its product 30 kDa ribonucleoprotein, chloroplastic. Gene Ontology annotation, cellular component: cytosol. The transcript is spliced from 4 exons. The coding region runs from base 81 to 1004 and encodes 307 amino acids. Lineage: Eukaryota; Viridiplantae; Streptophyta; Magnoliopsida; Fabales; Fabaceae. The record is from RefSeq and is a predicted model, not a curated record. Gene Ontology annotation, molecular function: mRNA binding.
GCCACACACCAAAGCUGUGUGGUGAUAUUGAAAAUGAAAAGAAUAGCUAUGUGAAUGGCAUUGUUUGGCAUUGUUGAGCAAUGGCGCUUCUACGUGUUGCGUGCUUAACUUCUGCAAAUCAGUUAUCGGCUCAAACCUAUUCUCAUUCCAUCGCUCUCUCUUCCCUUUCCCAAUCCAUCAACUUCCCCAAACGCUCUUCCUUUCACCUUCCACCCUUAUCCCUUACCACACCCAAACAAACCCCUAUUUUCACUCUCACAUGCGUUUCCACUUCCCAACAACAACCCCCGCCAGUAACCGAAGAAGAAUUUUCUCGCACAAGGUUGCUCGCUCAGAACGUCCCAUGGACAAGCACCCCAGAGGAUAUUCGUUCUUUGUUUGAAAAACAUGGGAAAGUCCUCGAAGUCGAGCUUUCUAUGUAUAAGAAAAACAGAAACCGGGGUUUGGCCUUUGUCGAAAUGGGUUCUCCAGAAGAGGCUCUUGAAGCUCUCAAUAAACUCGAAUCGUAUGAGUUUGAGGGCCGUGUAAUGAAAGUCAAUUAUGCUCGGCCGAAAAAGGAGAAAUCCCCGCCUCCGGUGAAACCAAAAUCUGGCGUCACGUUUAACUUGUUUGUUGGUAACUUGUCCUAUGAAGCCAAGUCCAAGGAUCUUAAGGAGUUUUUUGAUUCCGGAACUAGUAAAGUUGUUAGAGCUGAGGUUGUAUUUCUUGACAAUCCUAGAAAGCCGUCAGGUUAUGGAUUUGUGUCAUUCAAGUCCAAGAAAGAAGCUGAGGCUGCUCUUGCUGAGUUCCAAGGAAAGGAUUUUAUGGGAAGGGCAAUCAGGGUGGAUCGGGGUCGUCGAUUUGUUCAGAAACCAGGGGAUGGGAAUUCAAAGUCUGUCGUAGAUGCUCCUUCUGAGUUGAGUGUGAAUAGGGCAGAAGCUCAAGAGCCAGCAGAGGAGACUCCAAACUCUGAAGAUACUCCUGAGUUGAGUGUGAAUGGGGCAGAAGCUGACAAAGCUGAUUGAUAUCAAAAUUUCCCUGAUGCAUACUAAUGUUGUUGAUGUUGUAUGUCCUUGCUUCAUAGAUUUUGAUAUCGUUGCUGCUGACAAUCCAAAGUCUGAGUGGUUUACAUUAACCUCUUUUAUAGGUUUGAAGUUUUGUAAACCAGAGGCACGAGAUGCAAGGAAUGAAUAGUAGCAAGUGCAAUCAUUUCUGUGAUUCAUGAAUGAAUAAUUACUGGAAAUGAAUGAUAGCAUCUCCAUGGAGUCAACAAAUCCUUAUUGUGUAAUUUAACAAUUGUUGGCAUGCUAAUAUAUCUUAAGAAAGCAAGUAACAUAUGUAUAUUAGUGAUGUUGUUUGCAUCUUCACUGGUUUUUAGUUGCUUCACAAUGAUGUGGAUGUGAUCCAAUGUAUUCUUUCUUUAUCUUCAAUAUGUUCAAUAGCAUAAGAAUAUUGGUU